GUUCGGUGAAAUCACACAAGAGAUAAUUUUUCGUGUUUUUUUUUUUUUAUCGUCGAAGACCCGAGUACGGAGUAUCGGGUACGCUAUAAUAUUACCAGAUACCGUACGCCAUCGUGUCGUCCUCAUACGGUGUAAUCGUACCUUUACCUACGAUACCGUCUCAAUUCAUCAUUGGUUUUUUUAUCGUGCCGCGUCUUGACUCUUGAGGUGUUCUUCUUGACGACGGUUUCAAAGACUGCACACAACGUGGUAUGGAUCCGUCGGCCUUUGUUCGCCGCCUCUACUCGCAUAUGUUGCCAGUUGGUUAUCACUAGUAGUACCUAGUUAACGGUUUUGCAGGUAUCGUCAACAACCGUCGUCGCCGUUGCCCGCAAACGGAUAAUAUAUAUAUUUUUUUGAGUUUUCCCAUCGCGACGAAUAUACUAACAUUGUAAAAAUGCAAGUAGAAGACGGUUAUUUCGAUGGCAUCAAUUUGAAACUGGCCAUGGACAUCAAAAUCAAACGUACAGACGGGCGUAUACACAAAGCUGUUGUAUCUCGAAUGAACCCAGAUACCAGAAGUAUUUCUGUUGAAUGGUUAGAGAAAGGUGAAACAAAAGGCAAAGAGAUUGACUUAGACGGAAUAUUAGAACUGAAUCCACAGUUACGUUCCAAUAUUCCCAGUCUUACAAUGGUUGCUCAAAAUGGCACAAAUAUACCCACUACUAGUAAACUAGCAAGGUAUUCCACUAAAGCCUCAAUACAAGCAUUUACUAAUAAUAAAGGUUCGUACAAAGGAACAAAACCAGUCACUAGACAAACCAAUCAUUUUUCACCAGCAGUCAAUGGAUCUGGUGAAGUAUUAUCUACUACAGUUCCAUGUACGCCGUUGAACCCACCAACUCAAUAUCAACAAAUACCUGUGUUAAAACCGGCUGAUCCACCUCCUCAGACACAACAGCUGACACAUUUGUAUAGUAACAAUACGGCCGGGUCAAAUCGUAAUACAAACACCACUACAGCAGCGGCUGCAGCUGCCGCAGCAGCUAAAGAUCGACGGAGUAAUGUCGUAAAAGAAGUAGCUAAGCUUAAAAAAAACAGAGAAGAGAGGCGGCAGCGUCAAGCUGAGCUCAAAGAAGAAAAAGAAGCACUAAUGAACAUGGAUCCCGGUAAUCCGAAUUGGGAAUUUCUUGCUAUGAUAAGAGAAUAUCAAUGUAAUUUAGACUUCAAACCGCUAAGAGAUAAUGAAAUAGUCGAGGAUCAUCAAAUAACAGUUUGCGUGAGGAAACGGCCUUUAAAUAAAAAAGAACUGAAUCGUAAAGAAGUCGACGUUAUUGCAAUCCCAUCGAAAAAUCAGGUUAUCGUUCAUGAACCUAAGAACAAAGUGGAUCUUACAAAAUAUUUGGAAAAUCAGCAUUUUCGCUUUGACUAUGCCUUUGAUGAAACUUGCACUAAUGAGACUGUUUACAAAUAUUCUGCAAGACCUCUGGUGAAAACUAUAUUUGAUGGUGGAAUGGCCACCUGUUUUGCUUAUGGACAAACUGGCAGUGGUAAAACACAUACGAUGGGUGGAGAUUUUCAUGGAAAAACACAAGACUGUAAAAAAGGCAUUUACGCAAUGGCCGCUAAAGAUGUCUUCCGGUUUUUACAUUCACCCAGUUAUGCACCGUUGAAUUUAGUAGUUACUGCUAGCUUCUUUGAAAUUUACAGUGGAAAAGUAUUUGAUUUGUUGGGCGAUAAAGCUAAAUUAAGAGUACUAGAAGACGGAAUGCAAAAAGUGCAGGUAGUUGGUCUCACUGAAAAGGUGGUUACUACCGUGGACGAAGUACUAAAAUUAAUUAAUGACGGAAACAGCGCUAGAACUUCCGGUCAGACAUCGGCCAACAGCAACUCGUCACGAUCACACGCUGUUUUUCAAAUAGUUUUGCGCUUACCCGGUUUGAAUCAAAUACAUGGAAAGUUUUCUUUGAUAGAUUUAGCUGGAAACGAAAGAGGAGCCGAUACGUCAUCAGCAAAUAGACAAACGCGAAUGGAAGGUGCGGAAAUCAAUAAAUCGCUUCUUGCUCUGAAAGAGUGCAUUCGUGCUUUGGGUAAAAAGGGUUCUCAUUUACCAUUUAGAGCAAGUAAAUUGACACAGGUACUUAGAGAUUCUUUUGUUGGUGAAAAUAGUAAGACCUGUAUGAUAGCGAUGAUAAGUCCUGGUUUGAGCUCAUGCGAACACUCUCUGAACACGCUCCGUUAUGCAGACCGCGUUAAAGAAUUAGACGCCUCAGAUCCAGUUGCUGGAGAAGCACAAGCUACUGCGUACUCCCCGGCUAGUCAUACACCAAACGCGUCUCGCAAUCUACAAGACGUUAGCAUGGUUGAUGAUGAUUUAGCUGCUCUCAGGUCGCUCAAUGAAGGAGAAUUAUCUGCAGACUUGUAUAAUUUCCACGAAGCCGUUUCUCAGUUGCAAGAACAAGAAGAUGAAAUGUUAGACAAGCACAAGGCGUUAAUAGAUGCCGGCCAGAAGUGGUUACAGAAAGAUAAACAGCUAUUGACAAUGACUAGAAAUGUUGACUACGAUCAGGAUGCGUAUUCAUUGCAACUGCUCAACUUGUUGCAAGACAAACUGACCGUCACACAAGAUUUGAUCGAGACCGUGCUCGGUUUUAGAAAACAGCUGACAACCGAGGAGCAAUUCAGUCAGAACAUAGUGAGAGGUGGACAUCGAUAAGAUGUUAACUAUUUACGACGCCAACAAUAAACGUUUGUCAAGGCUUGUUUGUAAUAGAAAUUGAAAGUAGAGAGGAAACGCUAAUCAUCAUACGAUUACUACUGAUAUUGUUACUACUACUAUUACUACUAUGUGAUUUUUUUUUUGGUGAUUCUACUAUUAUUAUUGCCCAUGAACAAUGGAGCAAAUGUUUAUCGGCUUUACCUAUCCAAUAAUUUACAUUUGUUUUAAAUUUUAACCUAAAAAAAAAAAAGAAAAUAAACUAAAAAGGUAUUAUUGUUGUACGUGCAUUAA
Molecule: messenger RNA, 2989 nt
Organism: Adelges cooleyi (spruce gall adelgid)
Lineage: Eukaryota; Metazoa; Arthropoda; Insecta; Hemiptera; Adelgidae
Gene: Klp10A
Product: kinesin-like protein KIF2A
Exons: 14
Coding region: 437-2695 (752 amino acids)
Biological process (GO): microtubule-based movement
Molecular function (GO): ATP binding; microtubule motor activity; microtubule binding
Source: RefSeq, a predicted model, not a curated record